This is a messenger RNA of Seminavis robusta, 1838 nucleotides long. NCBI's taxonomy places the organism in Eukaryota, Bacillariophyta, Bacillariophyceae, Naviculales, Naviculaceae. The record is from the annotation of a GenBank genome assembly.
CUGUUUUCCAUAAAUCUUUAAUAUCGAGAGUUAGGGGUCAGGCUAGCAAUGCAGUCCUUGCAGGACUCAUCAUUUCCGUUGUGUUCUUAAAAUAAGGGUUGACAUACCGGUAUCCCAAACGGUGCUUAAACUUAAGGGCUUUCAAGUCAAAACGCAAAACGUACAGGCUGGUUUUGGUGGGUUUGAGAAGUCAAAGCCAGCCUGUAUAAAACUUGAGAAUUCUCAACUUAAUCGCCGGAGUAGCAAACGAAGCAUAUUAUUUCGUCGUUGCUGUUGUUGUUGUUGUUGUUGUAACUUUGUUAAAGAGCGCAUUAUCCUCAUCAUCAUGUUAGCAGAUGGUGAAGCACCUACGUUGGAUGAAACAGCAGCAAGAGCUGCAAAAAGACACAAAACAAGAGUCGCAGCGGAAGUCGGGCGUGCCACGAUAACAAAAUGUGAUUUCGAUGUCCUGCUGUUGGUGGAAAAAAGUUGCUAUGAAAAUGAUGAUGGGACACGCAAGGAGCUGCGAGGUCAAUAUGUGCCGGGCAAGGCGGAUUCUAGGCAGCUUAAAAAGGCCUCGAAAGAAUUUUGUCGCCGAGCGCUAGAAGGACUCGGCUCAAUCCCUCCUUUCGUUCUAGUAGCAAGGAACAUACCGGAAGCUAGCAUCCCUUCCCCGUACGAGAUACCUUCUGACUUUGAAGUGAGCGUUAGUGGGACAAAAAUAUCUGUGCACAAGAUCGUAUUGGUCCACUACGGUGGAGACUUGUACAUUGUCAAGAUCGCAUCCGGUCCCACCCAUGCCCAAGCCGUUACUGAGAUCAUUGGUCAAAUUCAUCCUUAUAAAGCUGCUCGCCGAGAUAUUUUUGACUUUGCUAGCGAUGGAAUCUACGAAAUGCCGGGCACGGGGGGUCACCAAGCCACAUUUGGAGGAAACAGAAAGAAUUUUGGUUAUGCCCCUGACUAUGGUAUCCUAUCAACUUAUCCAUUUCAGCAAGGAAUUGCACUGCUUCGGGGAGUUUUCAUUGCUGAGGCGGAAGUUUUUAAUCGGGAUGCAGCUGCUUUGGUCUCGCGGAUGUCUGAAUAUGCCAAGAUUCCGCAAAACAAGUAUCUGUUGGCUAUGAAGAUAUACAAGGAUCGGGUCCAACACGUCCAUCAUUCAGCAAUCGCAGUGCUGUGGAAGAGGAACAGAAAUUCUGCAGCAUACGAUGUACAAGAAAUCAUGAACUUCGGGCUUUUAAAACACAGCCAAGCCAGAGGAGAUUGAUAAAUGGAUCGAAAUCGAGACCGGCACUUUGAAGAAGCUUCCCCCCCGCCAGGUCAGCAGAAGACAUCAAAGCCGCUGGCAACACGCACCUGGAGUAACACAUGCGGUAGGUGCUGUUAAGUCACAAUCGAACGGGAAUGUCACAUUGCAAAUUUUGGAUCAAGAUCUGGUUGACGGGGUGGUAGAUGCGGAAAACAAUCCUGUUGUUGUUGACAACGCCCACCACAUUGACAUCGAUUUCGGAAAUAUUUUGAAUGCAUGCGAUGGUUUUGAAGGCUAGACUUUUGGAGGGUAGGUUAUAUACAUGCCCAUACACAACAAGGAUGCUGGCUUGUGCAGCAUGUUCUACUGGCUCUAAGUAGCCAGAUCUACAUAUUGUUCCAGUCCAGUCAGGGACUGAUGAAGUAAGCAUCAAUCCAGUUAGGGAUUGGAUGCAUAUGCAUGCUUGUUGGAUCCAUGUCAUGAGUGAAGGGAUGUGGUGAUGUUGAUGAAGUUUUUUAUGAUAAGCAAGCUUUGGAUGUGACGCUGAGUGGAACUUCCUUCAUUCUUCUUACACGUUAGACGAUUUGCUUAAACUAGAUUGCAGUUAGCCAUU